UUACGUCACACAGAAUCCGGAAGUAGUUUUUCCCAUAGCAACUCGUGGUGUAGCUUCGCGUCGGCUACUUAGAGCUUUCGUUUGUUAUUGUUUAUAAUUUAACUUGUUUUUUUAACCAAUUAUGUCUUCAAAAGAAAACAAUAAUGUCCAGGAUUUACACAGACAUUCUGUUGAACGCAAAGAGGAGCUAAACAAACAGAUCACGGAGCAAAAGGUGGCAGUUGACGAGCUGUCUAAUUUGAAGAAGGACAGGAAAGUGUAUGUCCAACAGAGGAACAGCAACAUAUUAUUCUUGGCUGACAGAGGACAAACCUUGAGUUCAUGCAAGAAGAAGCUGGAUAGCCUGACAAAGGAGUUACAGGACAUGUAAAGCUGAGUCUUCCUGCAACCAUGUGUGGCAUCUUUUGCAUUGUGUGUCCAGAGUUUGGUUCCUUAACGAGGGACAACGCAGUGUGUGAACAUUUGAAAAGAAGAGGGC
Messenger RNA from Corythoichthys intestinalis (scribbled pipefish), 478 nucleotides. Its product is annotated as ASNSD1 upstream open reading frame protein-like. The coding region runs from base 122 to 370 and encodes 82 amino acids. Lineage: Eukaryota; Metazoa; Chordata; Actinopteri; Syngnathiformes; Syngnathidae. The transcript is spliced from 4 exons. The record is from RefSeq and is a predicted model, not a curated record.